This is a messenger RNA of Bipolaris oryzae ATCC 44560, 378 nucleotides long. RefSeq lists its product as uncharacterized. Lineage: Eukaryota; Fungi; Ascomycota; Dothideomycetes; Pleosporales; Pleosporaceae. The coding region runs from base 1 to 378 and encodes 125 amino acids. The record is from RefSeq and is a predicted model, not a curated record. The transcript has a single exon.
AUGAAGCAGGGAGAGCGAGACCGCGUUAAAGCCAAGAAGGCACAAACAGCAGUAGCAUUCACGGCCAAAAGGGAGCAUAAAAAGCAAAUUCGCAACACUGAAAAAAGUAUUCAAUUGCCUAAAAAGGUGAUCAAAAGGAUAAAGUCUUUUAAGUUUAAAACAGCGAAGAAGCGUCGUUCUGCUGCUGUACGUAGUCGUCCAGUCCCCCAAUGGCCCACCCCGAGAGACUCCAACAACAACAACCCGCCGCGGCAGAAUCUCAAUUAUUCCUACAGAUUUUUUACGCACAGAUCCUGCAAUAUGGGUUUACAGAAUCCCCCACCAGAGGAAUUUGUGAGAACAGCUUCUGUAUGGGGCUAUGCAACCUCAUUCUUGUAA